Molecule: messenger RNA, 1377 nt
Organism: Arthroderma uncinatum
Lineage: Eukaryota; Fungi; Ascomycota; Eurotiomycetes; Onygenales; Arthrodermataceae
Product: nucleolysin TIA-1
Exons: 5
Coding region: 1-1377 (458 amino acids)
Molecular function (GO): RNA binding
Source: RefSeq, a predicted model, not a curated record
AUGCCGCCGCCGCCGCUCCCGCCGGUUGUGAUCCCGCAGAACACCAACCCGAUCCCCACGGCCAUCACCUCGCCCAUGUCUGGCAACAUGAUGUCGCCCACCGCGGCUGGAGGCUAUGUGCGUCGCUCUGCCCCCGAGCCGAACAAGCGAGCUCUCUAUGUCGGCGGCCUCGAUCCUCGCGUCACGGAAGAUAUCUUGAAACAGAUCUUCGAGACCACUGGCCACGUCCAGAGCGUCAAGAUUAUCCCCGACAAGAACCCCGGACAGUUCCAGAGCAAAGGCCUAAACUACGGCUUCAUAGAAUACGACGACCCUGGUGCGGCAGAGCGCGCCAUGCAGACCCUUAACGGUCGCCGUGUUCACCAAUCAGAAAUUCGUGUCAACUGGGCGUAUCAGUCCAACACUGCCUCCAAGGAAGACACCUCCAACCAUUUCCACAUCUUCGUCGGCGACCUGAGCAACGAAGUCAACGAUGAAGUCCUCCUCCAGGCCUUCUCCGCCUGCGGUUCGGUCUCUGAAGCUCGCGUCAUGUGGGACAUGAAGACCGGCCGAUCUCGCGGCUACGGAUUCGUUGCCUUCCGCGACAGAGCCGACGCUGAAAAGGCCCUCAGCUCCAUGGACGGAGAGUGGCUUGGGUCUCGCGCCAUCCGCUGCAACUGGGCGAACCAGAAGGGCCAGCCUUCCAUCUCCCAGCAGCAGGCCAUGGCCGCCAUGGGCAUGACUCCCACCACUCCCUUUGGACACCACCACUUCCCUACCCACGGCGUCCAGAGCUACGACAUGGUCGUCCAGCAGACGCCCCAGUGGCAGACUACCUGCUACGUCGGCAACCUCACUCCCUACACCACCCAGAACGACCUCAUCCCCUUGUUCCAGAACUUCGGCUACGUCGUCGAGACCCGCUUCCAGGCUGACCGUGGCUUCGCUUUCGUCAAGAUGGACACCCACGAGAACGCCGCCAUGGCCAUCUGCCAGCUCAACGGCUACAACGUCAACGGCCGCCCCCUCAAGUGCAGCUGGGGUAAGGACCGCCCGCCAACCGGCCAAUUCGACGCAUAUUCUCCUCAGCAGAGUGGCAACCCAGCCUUCAACUCUGGCACUUCGCCAUACUUCCCUCAAUACGGCGGCCCAGGCGGCCCAAUGACUCCUCAAGGUGGGAUGCCGCCAGCUCAGGGCUAUCCCCAAGUCCAAGUUCCCGUCCAGGGCGGCCCAGGCGGACCCGGCGGACCCGGUGGACCUGGUGGUGCCUCUGCCGGCUAUGGUCGUGGCCAGUCCAACCCUCCCUCCGCCGGAUGGGCACAACAACCUAACAACGGCGUCGGUGUUGGCGGUGGCGGUGGAAACUUUGGUAACGGGUUCGGUGGUUAUCAGACUUAA